AGCACUCAAGUCCUAGUCGUUAUGGCGGCACCAAAUCCCCGACCGCAACACAUAGUUUCUAUAUGUAUCCGCCGUCACCGGGCGGUCCGGCAGGUCUCGGGACGCUCGGCUCGCCGACAACGGGCGGCCCGUUGGCCGUAUCGGAGCUCUCGUCGAUGAUGGCACCGCCUGUGCCCGCCCAGCGGCCACCGGUCGGCAAUUCCACUAAAAACUCGCAGCAAAGCUGUCAGCCAUCGCUAUCAUCCAACAUGUAUUCCCAACCGUACGUCCCGCCGGUGUCGGUCGGCCUGACGGGCGGUCAAUCGCCGUCGACGACGAUGCAGUCGCCGGGACUGACGAUAGGCGCCGGCGUACCGCAGGUGACGACUCCGCCGAUGUGUUCCCGCGCCGUACAGACGGAUCUGACGGUGAAGUCAUUGCGCGACAUGGAGGCCAAGUCGGCCCACGACGUCGAGACGAGGGACACCCGUAUAGACGACUUGUGCCGCUCGGCCGACGACUCGAAACGGCAACUCCAGGCCCAACAGAAGCUGAUCGACAAACAGAAGGAACAGCUGAACAAAUGCAUUGAUGUCACCAAACAGUUACUCAUCGAGAAGUCGGCGAUGGAGAAGAAGGCCGCCCGACAGAAGUGUAUGCAAAAUAGGUUAAGAUUAGGACAGUUUGUAACACAACGACAAGGUGCCUCAUUCGUGGAGAACUGGGUCGACGGCCACGCGUUCACAGAACUGAUCCGCAAACAGGAGUCGAUCGCUGCGGCGCGCGAAGAGAUCGAACGGCAGCGCAAACUGUUAGGCAAAAAGCGGCCGUCGCUGACCACCGCCAAGUCGAAGACGGGCAACGGUUCGGGCACUACGACACUGGUGUCGGCCAUAACCAUACCGGGCGUGAGUCCGGUGACGGGCGGCAGUGGCGGCGGUUCCAACUCGAACUCCGGGCUCUCGAACGGCGACUUCUUGAAGCCGGAGUCGCCGAAAGACGUGGGCAUGAAUUGGUACGAGUACUACGAACAGGACGAGAUACUCAAACUCAGGUCCCAAGCGCUCAAGAAGGAGGACACAGACCUACAGCUCGAGCUUGAGAAGCUGGAGCGCGAACGCAAUCUACACAUCCGCGAGUUGAAACGCAUCCACAACGAGGACCAGUCGCGCUUCAACAAUCACCCCACCCUUAAUGAUAGAUACCUAUUGUUGAUAUUACUGGGCAAAGGUGGUUUUAGCGAAGUUCACAAAGCGUUUGACCUGAAAGACCAGCGAUACGUCGCCUGUAAAAUACAUCAACUAAAUAAGGACUGGAAGGACGACAAGAAAGCCAAUUACAUCAAACACGCGCUCCGGGAGUACAACAUUCACAAACAGUUAGACCACCCGCGAGUGGUCCGUCUCUACGACGUGUUCGAGAUCGACGCCAACAGCUUCUGCACAGUACUCGAGUACUGCGACGGACACGACCUCGACUUCUACCUGAAACAGCAUAAGUCCAUACCGGAGAGGGAGGCCCGCAGUAUCAUCAUGCAAGUGGUCCACGCACUCAAGUAUCUCAACGAAAUCAAGCCCCCCAUCAUCCACUACGACCUCAAGCCCGGCAACAUCCUAUUGGGUUCGGGCGCCGUUUCGGGCGAAAUCAAGAUCACGGACUUUGGUCUGAGCAAAAUCAUGGACGACGAGAACUACUCGCCCGACCACGGCAUGGACCUGACCUCACAGGGCGCCGGCACCUACUGGUACUUACCGCCCGAGUGUUUCGUUGUCGGCAAAAAUCCACCAAAAAUUUCAUCCAAAGUUGACGUGUGGAGCGUAGGCGUGAUUUUCUAUCAGUGUCUUUACGGCAAAAAACCGUUCGGACACAACCAAUCGCAAGCGACUAUUUUAGAAGAAAAUACUAUUUUAAAAGCAACUGAUGUCGAGUUCGCGGCCAAACCUUCG
This is a messenger RNA of Medioppia subpectinata, 1925 nucleotides long. The record is from the annotation of a GenBank genome assembly. NCBI's taxonomy places the organism in Eukaryota, Metazoa, Arthropoda, Arachnida, Sarcoptiformes, Oppiidae.